AAAGAAGUGGUACAAGGUAUCAAGAAUGUGAUAGAUAAUUGGCUUUACCCCAAUGAUAAAAUCUACAAACAAGCUAUUCGAAAAGAACUUGAAGCCCUUUGCCCUAAUAAAAUGAGCCGCACUGAAUCCUGCAAAUACUGCAAGGCACUAUUUGGAUCUUUUCGAUGUGCUAUAUUUGAUCAUGUUUUUAAAAAGGAAGUCUCUCCAACUGUUAAUUCAGAAAGUUCAGAAUCUGAAAUAAUUUCUUGGAUGGCGAGUGAAGAG
Molecule: messenger RNA, 264 nt
Organism: Scutellospora calospora
Lineage: Eukaryota; Fungi; Glomeromycota; Glomeromycetes; Diversisporales; Gigasporaceae
Source: the annotation of a GenBank genome assembly